UAUGAUUCCAGUUAUAAUAAAAAUGCCCCUUUUUUUUAUAACAGUGGACCGUUACAGUCGCAUAAGGUUUUUUUCAACUUUUUACUUGUUUUUGUGAAUCUUAUAUAGAGUUUAAAAGAUCUAGUAAUGACUGAUGAUGCACUAGAACUCAGAAGUUUUGCUGAAAUAGGUGCUGACAUGGAAGAAAAUGGGCAACAAUAUUGUCCAUGUUGCCAACACUCAUAUUCCUGGGGAGAUGAUGAAGAAUCAGAGAAUGUUCCAACUGUUUUAACUUGUAGACAUACUCUUUGUUCAGCUUGUGUGAAGACACAGUGGCUAGAUGUGGAAACAUCAGAUGACACUGUAUUUUGUCUAGCGUGCUCCAAAAGAGUUGGCAUUAUGUCAUUGAAAAAAGAAGUGGAGGAGGCUGAAGAUUUAGAACUAGAUAUACAUCAAGGACAGAAGAGUGUGAAAGAAAACAUGUUAGGUCUUAUUACACACCCAAACAAUCAGAUGGAGACAGAAGAAAAGUCAUCAACCACUGGCAAUAUGGUUACUGAUGAAGGGGAUGGCAUAUCAUCAGAACUGAAAGAAGGCAUUCUUCUCCAGGAGUGGGUCAAUACUAACAUUCCAGAAAAUUUUGUAUUAAGGUUGGUCUCCUCUGGCACAGAACAUAACAUUGGUGGGAAUACUUAUAUACUAGAUAACAUUGGUACAAAUGGCCUUUUGGUGCAUACAAAUCCUUCAGAGGGUGAUGGGCUGUCACUUGGAGAUCAGGAAGUUGACUCCCACUCUGUAAAGCCACAUAUUGAAACAGGAUAUCCUAGCAUUAGUGAGGGUGUUACAUUGCAGUCAAGUAUGAUAGGCUCCCCUGAUUUGAAUUUAAAAGCUCUACUGCAGAUGUUGGAGAAAAAUUCUGAGUCCAACCUUGGAGGAAGUGCAGAUAACUGUGGUAUUCAUCAUGAAACAGAGCUGACUGAUUUCCACACUACCGCCAUUCAAGAUAGUACACAAAACACCAGCUAUAUGGAAAAUUUAACUGUUCAGGAUAACCAAGAUAUUACUUUAGAUGGUGUUGCCUUAUCGAAUAAAUCAUUGUGUGAUCAGCUUGAAAUGGAGGAUCAGUGGCGACCUGUUGAUAUCAUGCAAAGAACAUUUGUACAGAGUGAAGAAAAAGCACCCAUCAACCAACCCCUACCUUGCACUCUGUAUCUCCAUGGCCGGAAUAUUUUGCCUGUAAAUGAUUGCAUUUCCACUCAAUCUAAUCAUGUGCAUGAAAUAGGAAAAAUGAAUGGAGAUCCCAUGCAAAAUGUUUGGCUAACCCAGGUGCAGAGAGGCAUCCCAAAAAAAAGUAAUGCUAAACCCAGACGGGGACGUAAAAAAAAACCUUUGUUCCGUCAUUUUCAGUCUGAAUUUUUCAUGAGACCUUACCUGAAAAGAGAGAACAGCCCCCAACUGCAGCUAGUUAAAUUGGUACGGCAGAGAGCACAAGAGAAGAAAGAGGAAGAAGAAAAGGCUGCUGAAAACUUGUCGAUGAACAGUGAUAAAUUGCGGGUAGAUGCCGAGAAAAGUAGCUUAGAAGACCCUGAACUGGCUUUCAUGAAAACUGUUGAUAUGCCUAGUGGGAAGCGAGUUGAAGAUAUCUAUGUUGUUCCUUCCGUUUGGAUCAGCAACGAGAAGAAAAAUAAUAGUAAACCAUUUGGAAGUAAGGAACCUACGCCUUCAGUAGGAUCUAAUUUAUUUAAUUAUUACUCUGGGCAGCCUUCACAGAGAAUUCCUGUACAAGUUUAUUCACAUGGAAACCGAUCCCACUUUUUAAAUUCUGGUCCGCAUAUGUCAUACACCAAGAACUACCAAGGGUACAGUCACCGUCAUUCAAGCUUACCACAGCAAUCACUUCCAGUGCACACACUGAAAUCACUACAUUCAAAUGAUAACCAGACAUGCAAACCAGCUCAGGGAAUGUGUAAGAUUAUCAAAGGCCAUAUCAUUACCACACUGAAUGCUCCCAAAAUUGGACCUGUCCCUACACUGAAAGAUUUGUGUAAAACUGUUCUUGGUUUCCAGACGUAUGCAUCUUUAGAUACAGCCAAUGACAGCAUUUACUCAUAUACAAAUGGAAGCUCACAACUUAGUUUUCCUAAGUCUAGAGGUUAUUCUGAGGAGAUUCGCCAAGCAAUUAAAAGCCCAAAGCAGUUUUUGGAUAUGAAAUCAGCACCUGUGCACCGUGAUCUGAAAAUGCCGCACAUAGGGUCAAAGCCCAUUCAAGCUAAAGACACCUUAUGUGAAGAUGAUUUCCUGAAAGAGAUAACCCACAAAGAGCACAAUGUUGCUCAUACAUUUUGUGAAACUUCAAAUUCUCUCCCUUGCCUUGCUGAUGACAACUGUAACAGCAUUAGUGAUGUGUAUGAUACAAGAAUGGGGGAUAAAUAUAGUGAUUCUGAAGAAACACUACCAGAAAAUCCGCUAGUAUCAGAGGAUAUAAAGAAACUAGAAAGGUCAAAAUCAGCUUUAAAUGACUGUGAUCUCUCUUACGGUGGUGACUACAAGGUUGACUUGACUAGUUUUGAUGAUAUGAAGGAUGCCAGCUCCACACAUGUUAACUCAGUGAGUAAUUUCAAAGACGGCCUGAAAGGUGUAUGCCAGGGAAGUAGUUCCACAACAAAUGUCAUUACUAGCAACAGCGAUUACGUCAUUCCCAUAGUCAGUUACAAACUUAAAGAGCCUAUCUUAAAUAAUUUUAUGAACAAUCCUAAAAAAGAUCUUAGACCGCAAGAAACUCACUUUAUGAAGAAUGAUUCCAACAAGAUGAACUCGAGGUUUAGGAAUGCGCUUUAUCCACAGAGCUCUUAUCCCCUAUAUUUAGAUACACAAUCCACAUCCACAGAUGAGACAACUGAAGGUGAACAAGUAGGUUUACCAACACUAGUAUCCAUUGCCAAACAAAUUAAAUGCCUCUCUUCAUUUGAACCACUAAACAAGCAGCUUUCAAAUUUAGCAGCAUCUCUGAAUUUGCUGUGCAAUGCAGAGAAGACACUCUAUGAGUCAAAUUUUGUUAUUUUUCGGCAAAUGAAGACAGAAAAUGAAUCCAAGUUGGGCCGUUUAAACAUGUGUAUUAGAAAACUUGGUGACUCAAUAAUCACCAUCGGCUGCACACUACAACAGUGGUCCAAACCAACAAAUAAUCGCUGCUUCAAAACUAUGGGAGUUCUAACCGAUUUGUACAACUCAAAUAUAGUUGGGUUGAUUGAGUUAAUUACUCCUUACUUUCACUACAUCUGUGAGCUUAUUGCUUCUUGUCACUCAGAUAUUAUGAUGUGGAACAAAGAUGCAAGUAAUGACCAUUCCAGCUGUUUGGAGGACUCUGCUCCUAUUGAUUCUUCAGUAUGGCAAGAUCUUAAUGUUGAAAACACAGGAACUGGCACAAGCUGUUCCAAGCCAGUAUCUACAUUCACCUACAGUGAAACAUCAAAAUCCUCAUCUCCAAAAGAUUUUUCGCGGCAAGAGUAUGACCGUUCUUUAUCUUCUGAAGAAUUUAUGGAAAGUGAAGCCUCCAAUUCAGGGCACACAAGUGCAAAAACAUCCCCGAAACUAAAAUCCUUAGCAAACACAAAGCGAGGGAGACCUCUUGGAUCAAAAAAUGGCCAGAGAAAGUCUAAAGGAAUCCAGCUAAAAAAUAAAUUGAAAAGAAGAAGUCCCUUGAUGUCAGGAAAUCAAAAUUUCCACAAUUCUUCUGGUAUUUGUCAGCCUAGCAUGAUUCUCCCUAACACCAUUCUUGUCAGUAUGUCUUCAGAAAAUUUCUGGAAUGAAGCCAGUGCUACUAUUCUUGAUCAGCCCCAAAGCUCUACUCACCUUUCAUCCAAUCAUGAUAAUGAAAAUGCUGACCUUAAGCAAGAGAUGUCAUCAAUGCAGGAAGCACCAGCAAGUUGGGUGCUGCCUUCUGGAAUGGUAGAUAACUGUCAAAGUUUGCCAAUGCAUUUGAACAUUUCCCCUGUGCAGACUGCAGAUACAACUCUUUCUUUAUUGGAUCAGGAAUACACUAGCAAUUUAGAUGCAGUACCAGAUCUGAUAGACACCUCAAUACACAAAGGCAUGAAUGAUGAUUGCAGCCCCAACAAGAAGUUAAAAUAUCAGGAUAACACCAUUGUGUCGGAUGAUUGCUCCAAUAUUGUUUUCACACUGCCAAAAGGGAUCAACAUUGUGCUGAGGGAUAGCUCUACUGACAACACAGAAGAGGACAUGAAUAUUGCAGCCAGUGAUCCCAGCAACCAAGAUGAGGCUAUUGGUCAUGUGGAGGAGCUUCACAACUUUCAGAACAGUAUCUAUUACAUCAAAGGUGCUGACAAUUCAGAUGACGAAUUACAGUUAGACCAUCAAAUUUUUUCUGGCACCCUAAUUAGAUCAUUAAAAGAGAAUACAGAGAUGCAGGAUAAAUACCAAAUAUCUUUUAUGCAAGAUUGUUCCAAUGCUGAGCUUGAAGAUAAUGUAAAGGAUUUAAUGGAUAGUUCAUCGUUUGACACGUCUAUCAGUGGGGACAAAAUAAAGAACGAAAUCUCUGAAAGUUAUUCUCGUAAUGUGAAUGAUAGCAUAGGGGAUCUGUGUCAGAAUGAUGAAUUUGACAUGAAUAUGAAUUAUGAUGAGAAUAAUGUAUCUAUUUUACAUACUAGAUCUUUUGAUGAGCAUCUUUAAAAUAGUUCUAUAAAUAUUUAGUUUUUGAUGUCAGCUAUUACAUUACAUGCAUUAUUGUAUAAAUAUACUAGACCAUUGUCAUAGUCAUUUUUGUAAUAGCUACCAGUAACAUUUAGGUACUACGAAUGCCAGUAGGGCACCAGGUAGAUUUUAUUUAUUUUUGCUGUUUUUACGAACCUGACCCUAUAACUAGCCUUCACUUUAAUAGUGAUACAAUCAUAGAAAAAACAUUUUAUUUCCCUGAUCGAAUUCUUUAUAGAUCCCGUAUUUGUAUAUACUAAUUUUUUAAUCUGUUCUAACAUACUGGAAAAUUUUUACCCAAAAAUAAAACUUGUGUGUAUUAUUAUAAAACAUAAUAGUUUAAAAUACGGGAUACAUUACAUGAUACUUAAAUUUAGUAUCAAACUAUUGCAGUUCUGUUCUUGUGAUUCAAACUAUUUCAUUAUUUAAAGUUUGCAUGUAACUAAUUAUAAGCUGAAAUCAAAUAGUGUUUUUUUUUUUACCAUUGUGUAUUACUGGUACACAACAUUUAAAAUUUUUUAAUUCUUAGGCCCUAUUUAGAUAUUCAUAAUCAUAGUUAUGUACUUAAAAAGUAUUUGUGUGUUUUAUUUGUGUGUUCAGAAAAUGAAUUAGACAUUAGCUUGUAACUGUGUUAAAUGUCAUUUGAAAAUAUGUUUAAUAUAAUUUAGUUGAGAAUAGUUUCAGAUUUUAUAUUAAAUUAGCAAUUUAAAGAACAAACAUUUCAACAAUGGCUCUCAUUGAAUAUAAAUUAUAUGUUUGGCAUAGCUACAUUUUUAAGUAACAUGUACAGUAUUCAGUCUUUGCUGUUUUUUUUAUGGCCAUUAUCUGUGUUAGUGAGUCAUAAAAUACUUAAGUGGGAAGGGCAACUGAUAAACUCAUUGCUAUCUAACAUUUGUUGAUAUCAGCAUUUUAGUUUUAGUGGUAGUUAAAACAUGAUAUGUGCUAUUCAGUUAAAUGGGUAAAGAGAAACAAUGGCCUUUUUUUAGUAACAUAUAGGCUGAUUGUUUUCAACUAAAUAUAGAUCUAUAAUUCAGAUUCUUUUUUUUUUGCUUUGUAACUUAAGAAUCUAGCAUUGAAAUGAUCUCACCAUAUAUACUAGGAUUUACUGACCAAAAUUGUUAGCCAGUUAACUUAAUUUUUUGGUCAAUGGAUUUUUUCCUUUGGUUGAACAUCGUUAAUCUACAUUUCUGAAUGCUAAAAAAUAAAAUUUACAGGAUACUGACAUAAUUUCAGUAAUAUUAAGAAUGCUUCAUAUGAACAUUUUGUAUGUCUAAUUCAGAAAAUAGUUGUUGCUGCAUCACCCUACUGCUAUAUAUUAACUGUGAUAAUUUACCUUUCAUACAAUUAUCUGAUAACUUGUAAGAUAACAUUAAACCCCUAAGUGAUAAGUUGCAUGUAGUUUAUAUUUUUUUCUUUCAGAGCAUCUUCAGUUAUUUUAUUUACAGUUUAGUUUGGCCCAUAUUAACUUUAAGACCGAAGCCUUCAUCAUUGGAUGUCACUUUAUGAUAUCCUUUGAAAUAUUCCAAUAAUUAAAUAAUGAAAAUAU
Molecule: messenger RNA, 6235 nt
Organism: Physella acuta
Lineage: Eukaryota; Metazoa; Mollusca; Gastropoda; Physidae
Source: RefSeq, a predicted model, not a curated record